Messenger RNA from Acaulospora morrowiae, 451 nucleotides. The record is from the annotation of a GenBank genome assembly. NCBI's taxonomy places the organism in Eukaryota, Fungi, Glomeromycota, Glomeromycetes, Diversisporales, Acaulosporaceae.
CGCAGAAGAGUUUCAUUCAUUUGCACCGAAACACCGAUUUAUUUCAAGAUCAAAUAUGACAACCGUCGAGAAGCCUGAAAAUGCGCCCGAGCACUGUCCGGGCCCUGAGACCGAAAAUGCAGGAAAAGCCUCGGCUUGUGAAGGCUGCCCAAACCAAAAAAUAUGUGCCACUGCGCCCAAGGGACCUGAUCCAGACAUAAAACUCAUCACGGAAAAGAUGAGCACAGUGAAACAUAAGAUACUUAUUUUAUCGGGUAAAGGAGGAGUUGGUAAAAGCACAUUCACGGCACAACUUGGGUUCGCAUUUGCCGGUGAUGAAUAUAUCCAGGCAUGCCAAAGAUCAUUGCAUUCAGAAGAUAUUCUUUAUCAGAUUAUCAUGGGAUUAGAAGGGGAACAAAUUCAUCAGAGUUUGUCGGGAUGGUCGCCAGUUUAUGUUCAGGAUAAUUUGGGU